This is a messenger RNA of Copidosoma floridanum, 5023 nucleotides long. RefSeq names its product protein meiotic P26. Gene Ontology annotation, molecular function: ubiquitin protein ligase activity; zinc ion binding; protein binding. NCBI's taxonomy places the organism in Eukaryota, Metazoa, Arthropoda, Insecta, Hymenoptera, Encyrtidae. Gene Ontology annotation, cellular component: nucleoplasm. The record is from RefSeq and is a predicted model, not a curated record.
UGGGGAUACCUAUUUCUCUGAUGGCUCUCUUCACCAUCUCCUGAGAAAAGGAGUUUCAAGGCUGAGAACAGUCGUGGGCGUCGUAGUUGCUAUUCGAACAGUACGAUUUGAAUCGGGGGAAGUCAACCGCACCGUCUUCGAGGACUGCUAUGAUUAUUAGAGGUAGACACACACACAUAUAUGCAUAUAUAUAUAUAUAUAUCAGUAACCGAAACAAGAAGAUAUAUAAGGAACAAGUUGUGUACGAGGAUUGAAGACUAUAGUGUUGUUGUUGCACUGUGCGAAUUUGCGAAACCUGCAGAUCUAUAUACAUAUAUAUACACACAUAGAAAUAGAACGACGUGGGUGUACACAAGAUAUUUACAUGUAUAACAUGGUACUCCUAUAUUUUAUACAGCAGUACUUAGUAUACUGUAAGUAGUAUCAGUUAUCACGUUCAUUACGUGUCACUAUACAAGGGAGUACAGGGUAAGGGUACAGUGGUACACACGCACACGCCGACCGACGAAGGGAAAGAGUGACGCGAGUGCCUUUUUUAAUUUUUGUUUCCAUCCCUCGUCAUCGUCUGUACCUAUUAUAUAUUUAUAUUUAUAUAUUGGCUGUAUAAGUAUAACAUACUAGUUACGUUGUGCAUAGCCACCCCAAAGUGCGAGCAUAAGUCAAUAAUAUACACUCAAAUAUAUUUUUUUUUACCUGAAAGAAAAGAAAAAAGAAAAAGAAAAAAAUUUUGUUCCUCGACUCAACAAGCUCGCACAUAGUUAUUACUCGAACUAGCUAAGCAACGCUCUUCAAUUGUCUGUCUCUCUCCAUCUCUCUUCCUCUCAAGAGGACGCAAUUUUGCCAUAAUAUUGAGUACUCUCCAUUACCAAGAAUUUUUUUUCCCCAUUUCUACUAGGAAGUGAAUUUUGCAAUAUACCUAUAAAUUUUGGCUCGGAUUUUGGACGGUCAGGGACUACGGGUGCCUUCUUGGCACUCUCUCUUUCUUUUCACACUCACGACCAGGCGACAGUGCCUCCUUCUUCGUCGCUACCCCGAGAGGUAGGUCCGACCGUCCGAACCGCCCGCAGCAGCAGCCGCCCACCACCCCUCUCACCACACACCUAUAGGUAUCAAUAUCAUGCCCGUUGUCACACACGACCACACGACACACGCGAUAAGGAUACUUACUACUAUAUAUACUACACCGUUCUUGCGCUAGUCGACUAUUUUUCCGGAAACCGGACCAAGUUCUUCUUUUGUUAUUCAAGUAUCCUUCUUGUCUUGUUUUAGUUUUCUUUUGAUUGACAUUCGAUCGACGGUAAACGGCUGUUCGAGUUCUCUCUUUGCUGCACCACUGUUCGGCUUUUUAUUUUCUCGCCAACGCGUCUUUCGAUAAUUUUUUUUAUAAAAUUGGUAUGUAUGUGUUAUAGUGUAUAGGCUCCAAGUUUCGGUAGCUUUUCAAGGUGCUAUGAACUCUACAUCUCUUUUUUACUGAGAGGAAGACAAAAAAAAAAACGGUGGAGCAGAAUCGAGUCUGUUUUACAAGACUUGACUUUUCUCAGAGCUGUGCGCACAGCUGAGUAGACGUGGACGUGAAAUAACCAUGGCAUCUUCAGCUGCCACAUCUUUGUCAGUUCCUAAUGGGACAAGCUCCGCAACCUCGGUCAAUAACUCGCAUAGCGGAUCAGUUAAGAGCGAUGAAAUCGACGGAUCCGAAAGCUACGGGGAAAAAAGUGCAAGCUUUGGUUCAAGAAAUCAAGUGGACUCCCUGGAGGAGAUGAGUUACAGCGGUGGUGACUCUGCUGAUGAUAAUCACUGCGGCAUCUGUUGCAAGAAGCUGACCUCACCACGUGUUCUAUCUUGCUUGCAUGUAUUUUGCGAAAAUUGUCUUGACGAACACUGCAAUGCCAAGGAUAGAGAACUGAAAUUAAGCAUGGUCAUUGCCUGUCCCAUGUGCCAGCAGGAAACACGUGUUGGCACCAAGGGAGCAGCGUCCCUACCUUGCGACUACGUUCUCACAAAUAUUCUGGACAUGUCUGCCAUCAAAAAUACAUCUGUACUUUGUACAUCAUGCAAGGCUAUGGAAAAUGCAGUGGCUCGUUGCUCCGAUUGUGCCAACUUUCUAUGUCCAAAUUGUAACACUGCACAUCAGUUUAUGCGCUGCUUUGAGAAUCACAAGGUCAUUGGAUUUGAUGACUUGAGAAGAUCUGAAGAAGCAACUCCUAUUCACAAACCCAUUUUUUGUGAAUCUCAUCCAUCGGAGAAUAUGAAGUUUUAUUGUUACACAUGCCAGGUUCCGAUUUGUAAUGAGUGCUUACUCAUUGAGCACAAGGCACCUGAACAUCAAUAUGAACGUAUAAAAGAUGCAGAACCACGUCAAAAGGAAGAAUUAGUUAAUUUAGUAAAUGAAAGUAAAGCUAGAAUAGGUGAUUGUGAUCAUAUAUCUUCUCAGCUUGAAAAUGCUCUGAGUGAGUUGCAAGCUCAACGUGACCAAGCCAAAGAUUUGAUUCUGGAAACUUUCCAAAGCUACAAAGCGAUUCUUGAAAAAUACAGAGAUAAAGCUCUUGAUGAUCUAGAAAAAGUACAUUCUGAGAGAGAACUGGAGAUAAUGGACUCAUUUCAUAGCAUUGAAAAAACUGUUGAAAAAAUUGAGUGUGCAUGUCAAUUUACUAAUCGUCUUCUUGAACAUGGAGAUGCAAUAGAGGUUUUAUCUCUUCAUAGAAUAGUAACUAAUCAGCUCUCCGAUUUAUUGAAAACCAUGCCAAAACCAAACAUGUCGUCAUCUAUAGAAUUCCAGACAGAUUACAAUAAUUUUGAGAAAAAAAUUGGGGAGGCGUAUGGAAAAGUCUGUGCUGGAAAUCAUCCACCGCUUGUACAAUCACCAAUGGGAAACGUUGAUAGUCUACCUGGACUUACCAGUCAGCCAGUAAAUCAGGCACCUAUGAAUUGUUCAAAUUCACUGAGUGCGAGCUCACCUAUUUCACUCCCAACGUCAAUGCAAUCUUCGUUUGAAGGUGAUCCAACUUACUCUGUGAUUCCCCCUGUGUCGAGUCCAAAUAUUCCUCCUCCCCCACCGUCUAUUCCAGUCUCCAUUCCUUCAGGUCCCAUGCAUGGUCUUACCAGCAUUCAAGAGUACAAUCUUCAGCAAUUGGCAAGCCUUGCUGAAAAAGUCGAUAUUUCGGGUGACACGGGAGUCGUAGGACCAAGCGCUAAUCCCAGCCCAACUCCGUCCUUUACUCUUGCUGAUCUUUUUGCUGGUGACCUUAGCUCAACUAGUCAUGCUAUUAAUAAUCUGCAAGCCUUAGCAAAACUUGGAAAUUCCUUGGGUAAUCAAGAUUUAAAUUCAUCCUCAAUCAAUGGAAGCAAUCUAGUGUUGGGACGAGGACCUUCACCAGUUGUAGGAGAUACCCCAAAUUUAGCGUCUUUGACUGGAAAUGCGCUUUUGAAUGGCUUUCAAUCUAUUUCUUCUUCUACGUCACCUAUAUUGUCACAAGGAGCUGAUGACGGUAAUGGAGACUCCAUGCACAACAUGCCUGUUGUAAUGGGCAAUACUAGUAAUGCCAAUUCAAAUACAAGUAACUUCAGCAAUCACUCGCGAUCUGUAAACCCUAAGCUAACUCCCAUGCAAAUUCGUUGCAAAUUUGGUCAAUUGGGACCUAGCAAGGGACAAUUCAACUCUCCUCAUGGGUUCUGUUUAGGAACCGAUGAAGACAUUAUUGUGGCUGAUACUAAUAAUCAUCGCAUACAGGUAUUUGAAAAGACUGGCAUUUUCAAGUUCCAAUUUGGUAUACCUGGAAAAGAAGAAGGCCAAUUGUGGUACCCACGCAAAGUCGCUGUUAUGAGAAACAGUGGGAAAUUUGUUGUUUGUGAUAGGGGAAAUGAACGAUCUAGGAUGCAAAUUUUUACCAAGAAUGGACAUUUCAUUAAAAAGAUAGCAAUCAGAUACAUUGACAUUGUAGCAGGUCUAGCUGUUACAGGUCAUGGACAUAUUGUUGCUGUGGAUAGUGUUUCCCCAACUGUUUUUGUUAUCAGUGAUACAGGAGACCUUCUUAGAUGGUUUGACUGCAGUGAUUACAUGAGGGAACCCAGCGAUAUUGCUAUUAGUGGAAAAGAAUAUUUCGUGUGUGACUUUAAAGGGCACUGUGUAGUGGUAUUCAACGAAGACGGUCAAUUCCUGCGUCGCAUUGGCUGUGAAAAUAUAACGAAUUUUCCUAAUGGAAUUGACAUUAGUGAUGCAGGAGAUGUUUUAAUUGGAGACUCGCAUGGAAAUAGAUUUCACGUGGCAGUCUUUUCACGGGAUGGCUCUUUAAUUUCUGAAUUUGAAUGUCCAUACGUUAAGGUGUCUCGAUGUUGUGGAUUGAAAAUUACUUCUGAAGGAUACGUCGUAACACUUGCAAAAAAUAAUCAUCACGUUCUCGUGCUGAACACCCUAUACAUAGUCUGAGGUGAGAGUAGAAGUUACUUUGUGUCUCAGCUUUUUUACAAAAGCGAGAAUCCUUUCAGUACUGUAUUAUUUUCAACAAACGUCAAAUAUGGUUGCCCAGAUCAUACUUUAUUAAUAUACAUCCGGGCCUACUGAAGCAAUAGUAAGAAUUUAUUCACUAUUCAGCUUUAAUAAUUGUACAAGUAUUACGAGUGUUCUUGAUUUAUGAAAGUAAUAGGCAAAAAAAAAUGCGUUGAAGUAAGGAUCAAGCGUAGAUGAGUAAAAACCAAAAGUAGUUUGUCAAAAAAAUUGUAUCCAUAACAGAGCGCAUCUUUAAGUUGGCUACCUGCCAUUUUAUUGAGGUUUUUUUAGAAUAUCAUUCAAGAUAAAAAUACUGCUUGCGCGAUUGUACUGCUCGGUUGUCGAUCGAUGAGUAUUCUGUAUGAGCUGUUUUUACGCAUCACAUUCCACGCAUCAGUAUUUUAAGAACGUUUGUAAAAUCAAAUUUUAUCUAGUCUUGGACCAGCAACUUUGCUUUCGCAUCGAAUUUUUUAUCCCAAGUAAGGUUCAUUAACGCUGCCAUUAUGAUACCCAAAGUAUAUUUAUAAAAAAAAAAAAAAA